Fusarium oxysporum Fo47 is the source of this 1542-nucleotide messenger RNA. Its product is annotated as cytochrome P450. The coding region runs from base 1 to 1542 and encodes 513 amino acids. The transcript has 5 exons. Gene Ontology annotation, molecular function: iron ion binding; oxidoreductase activity, acting on paired donors, with incorporation or reduction of molecular oxygen; heme binding. NCBI's taxonomy places the organism in Eukaryota, Fungi, Ascomycota, Sordariomycetes, Hypocreales, Nectriaceae. The record is from RefSeq and is a predicted model, not a curated record.
AUGUUAUUGGAUUUUGCAUUUACCAACACAUGGCUUAUACCGGCCUCGCUAGCCACUUACUGGCUGGGUUGGCUUAUCUACACCCUCACCUUCCAUCCAUUGAGCAAGAUUCCAGGUCCUUACCUCGCAAGAUUCUCACGACUGUGGUAUUUGCACAAGAUCUGGACAGAGGAUGUUGAGAAGCAUGAAAGGGCCCUCCAUGCCAAACACGGUCCCCUCAUCCGCAUCGCUCCAGAUGAAAUAUCAUGUUCCGAGCUAAUCACAUGUGCUAUUGGCAGCCCUGAGGCUUUUGCUAGUAUCUAUCGCUUCUCCAACGCUUUGGACAAAGGACGAUUCUAUGAACCUUACAAUACAACCGGCUUCAGCCCCCAUGGUGAUGUCUUUUCGUGCAAGAACGACAAGAAGCACGGCCAGAGGCGCAGGAUUACCAGCAACAUCUACUCAAUGACAAACGUAGCCUCGUCGGAAGAGUACAUUGACUCUUGCAGCAAUCUUCUCACAGAGCGAUUGGGUCAGUUUGCAGAUUCGGGCAAGCCUUGUGAUAUCGGCGAGUGGCUUCACUGGUACACUUUCGACAUUAUCGGAGAACUGUUUUAUGGACGUGCGUUUGGAUUUAUUGACGAGGGCAAAGACCAGAAUGACUGGAUAAAAUCACUCGACAAGAUGAUCCCUUUUGUGUGCUUGAUGGGUGUUGCGCCACCAAUCCUUCGGCCACUCAUUGGUCUCGGAACUAUGAUCUCUUCUGCUGGUAAAGAAAUCAGAAAAGGGGUCAAAAACAUUGGCGAAUCCUCUUCACGACUCAUGAAGGAAGCAUACGCAUCGCGUAUUGAAGCACCUCGAACUGACAUGGCGCAGCAAAUCUUUAGCAUUUUUGAAAAGAACGGGGAAAGGAUGGACUUCCGCUGGGGAGAUGUCGAACAGGAGUCGUACGGUGCGCUCUUUGCCGGUAGUGAUACUACGGCCAUUGCUUUUCGCUCGUUGUUCUACCAUCUCAUGCACAACCCUGAAGCUUACAGCCGGCUUGAGAUAGAAAUCGACCGAGCUGUUGACGAUGGCCUACUCAGUAUGCCUGCGACGUAUAAGGAAGCUAUUAAGCUUCCCUAUCUCUGCGCAUGUAUUAAAGAAGCUCUUCGUAUCUGGCCUGGCGCACAGCUCUCUCUGCCUCGAACUGUACCCCCAGAGGGCCUGACUAUCUGCGGUCAAUUCAUCCCUGGAGGUUAUGUUGUUGGCAUCAACGCCGCUGUGAUGCACUUCGACAAGAGGGUGUUUGGGCAAGACGCCGAUAGCUUUAACCCUGACCGAUGGAUGGACACAGCUCGUGCUAAUUAUAUGGACAAGUACAUGAUGGCUUUUGGCGGGGGCACUCGUACAUGCUUGGGCAAAAACAUUGCCCUCAUUGAGCUACAUAAACUGUCUCCUCAACUGAUCCGAAACUAUCGAUUUGAGUUCUACGACCGGAACAGGACUCGGUGGCAUACUAGAAACACCUUCUUUGCUCGACAAGAGGGAAUUGUGGUCCGUGUUAAACACCGAGAGCAUUAG